UGCAAGAGAAUAUUAUGGCCUUCAAAGUGCAAGCUGAUCAACGCCUACUUAAUAGUGCUUAUGAUCCCACCAAGUACUGCAAAACUUGCAGCAGACAAGGACACUCAGAUGAUGGGUGUUUUAAAAUCAUUGGAUAUCCAGAAUGGUGGGGAGACAGACCAAAGAAUGGCAGAGGAGGAAGAACUGGAGGAAGAGGACGUGCUGGUAGAGGAGGUAGAGGACAAGGAGGGAAUCCUGUCCGUGCUCAUAACCUGCAAGUUUCGGCAGCAAAAGAUAGUGCUGGUACGUCAUCAGCUGAUGAAGCAUGUCUAGUAGGAGUAACAGCUGCACAAGUACAACAGGUGAUGGAGUUUUUAAACUCAAGAAAGUCGGGUUCUCAUCUACAAGGACCGGUCUACGAGGAGGAUGAUUGGAGUGGCUGAGAGACAAGGUGGACUAUAUAUUUUCCGUGGUGUGCCGCAUGUUGAAGUUAUGGCUGUGCGUGAAGAUACAUAUGAGUUGUGGCAUCAACGUAUGGGACACCCUUCAGAGAAAGUUUUGCAGAAGGUGCAAGGUGUGAGUAGAUUAAUCAAAAAGAAUAAUGAUGCUUGUGAUAUUUGUCCUCGGGCAAAGCAUCGU
Molecule: messenger RNA, 618 nt
Organism: Papaver somniferum (opium poppy)
Lineage: Eukaryota; Viridiplantae; Streptophyta; Magnoliopsida; Ranunculales; Papaveraceae
Exons: 2
Coding region: 15-422 (135 amino acids)
Source: RefSeq, a predicted model, not a curated record